UUGAUAAUUUUGAUAUAAAUCUUUAAAAACAUAAGUUACACGUAUUUAAAUCUUUGAAAUCUUUGCCGUUGUUUGAAUCUCAUGAUAUAAUAGGGAGUCAAUAAUUUGUGUGCUCUUUACAAUUAUUGAACUCUAAGAAAACUUUCUGCUUUGAAAGUAUUCUGGUGUUGCUUUGUUAGUGCUGAUCUCCCGGCAUUCAAUAUUCAAUAUUCUGAUUUUUCACUAUUCUCGUAAUUACGAUUUAUUUCUUGCAUAGCAUCUUACACAGAAUUUUGUUACUUAGAAAAUUCUACUAAGAAAGUUCCUCGAUUUUUUAUGGAUAUGGGCGAUUGCAACAGUAAAAAAAUGACAAAAUCAUCUCAAUUCAUAACGUCAUAUUGUUCCCACUUCAAUAACGCCAAGGACCUGAAAUCAAAAGAAAUUUCUUAUAAAAAUUCAAGUAGAACUUCCCCGACCACUAUUCAUAAAAUUGCAUCCCCAGUUUCUGUUAAUAUUAAGCAUGAUGGUAAUGGCGUGAAUGCACUUACUUUUUUCCGGAAUGGUGAAUAUGUGAAACAAAGGCCGAACAAGCUUGUUCGUGCUGAUUUAUUUAAGGAUCAAAAAGGGACAAGACUUAAUGGUUCUAUUGUCAUGGCAAAUGGUUCCAAUAGAGUUUUUAAGUCACAGAUUGUGAACAAACAAUGUACCUACUUUAACAAAUAUGGUCGUUGCAAGGAUGGUGAUUUGUGUUCAUAUAAGCAUAAUCCAAAUAAGGUCGAGAUUUGUAAAAAAUGGCUCAAAGGAGCAGAGUGCUCUGGCAAAAAAUGUUAUCGUCAACAUAUUUUAUCAGCCCAUAUAAUCCCACAUUGUAGUCAUUUCGCAAAGGGAAUGUGUCUUAAAGGUAGUGAAUGUCGUUAUACACACGUAAAGGUCAGCAAACGAGCUGAUUAUUGUAAAGAAUUUAUGGUAGACGGCUUCUGUGAUGCAGGUGAAAAUUGUCGGAAGAAACAUGAAUGGGCGAAUAUAUAGAAUCCGAAGCCUUAAUAGUUAUAUCACGUCCAAAAAAUUCAAAGAUAAACGAUGAACCAAAAGCAACAAACGAAUUCUAGAGAUUGGUUCCUUGAAGAAUGCUAACCGCUCCUUUUUUUAUUUUAUUUUUUGAUUUUUAUUUACCAUUUUUAUUGUACAUAAUUUUGUAAAUAAUGCAUGAUAAAAAUAUUAUAUUAAUUUGCGAAGAUAAAAAUAAAAAAUAAUAAAUUAAAGGAAGUAUUCCCGAAAGGAAUCAUGC
Molecule: messenger RNA, 1267 nt
Organism: Rhizophagus irregularis DAOM 181602=DAOM 197198
Lineage: Eukaryota; Fungi; Glomeromycota; Glomeromycetes; Glomerales; Glomeraceae
Cellular component (GO): nucleus
Molecular function (GO): metal ion binding
Source: RefSeq, a predicted model, not a curated record